GACCAAACUAAGGAUGUGAGAGCAAGUUUUAACCUGUAACUUCUGCCGAUUCCCCCUUUCAUAAUGUCGGCACCUGGAAGUGACCUUCCACUGAGACCACACCCUGCUUAUCAAGCUUUGGUGACCAUAGUGCUUCCUGGACGGCUAACUUGAUACAAGUCAACAGAUGUGAACUUGGGGACCAAAACAGUCACUUUCACUCUGGGGAAAGGGAUUCAGAGUACCAAUUAGUAAACACGGCAGGAAUCCUUGGUGCAGCAUGAUCCAGAUUACGAGUGCUUCCAGAUCUUGAAGACAGCCUAGUUCACACUAUAACUGGGCUCUGCGACUUCCCAAGGACAGCAGAUAAGAAGGGACUCAUCCUGGAGACCAUGAUGACACAGUAGAGCAUCAUUUCCUAUUAACCAACAAUUCGCUGUAAGUGUGCUAAUUACAUGCAAAUGAAAUAGCUGCGGAGAAAGGAAGAGACAGACGCUGAGAAGCAGACUUCAUGGCUCAUCAAACCCAACGCAGAGAUACCGCAGACACUAUGACGGAGGUGGAGGUGUGGGACAGCAGGACUGCACAGGAGGUGAAUAAGUCUUUAUAUCCGCCGGCAGUGACCAACCCCUUCACUCACCACACGCAGCUGAGUGCUUGGCAGUUGGCCUGCAGCAUCUUCCUGGGGACUGUGCUGGUACCCGUGCGGGUGUCCUGCAUUGUCUUCCUCUUCCUCCUCCUCUGGCCAGUGGCCCUACUCUCCACCAUUAACUUGCCUAUUCAACCUACCGAACCCGUGAAGAGUUGGAGGAAACAUUUGAUAAAGCCGGUCUUCAUAUUCUUGCUCCGUUUGGCGUUCUUUUGUGCCGGGUUCCUAAUUAAGGUCAAAGGGAAAAAGGCCACCAGAGAGGAGGCCCCCAUCUUCGUCGUCGCACCACACUCCACCUUCUUUGAUGCCAUCGCCGUUAUUGUGGCGGGGCUCCCUUCAGUGGUCUCUGAUACCCAGCACGUGCGCAUCCCAUUGGUUGGGCAAUGCAUCCUUUUAACUCAGCCUGUGCUUGUGCGACGAGAAGACCCGAAUUCUAGAAAGACUACCCGGAAUGAGAUCCUCUCGCGGGUGAAAUCUAAAAUGAAGUGGCCACAGAUUCUGAUUUUUCCAGAAGGAUUGUGCACCAACCGCUCCUGUCUUGUCACUUUUAAACUAGGAGCCUUCUCCCCAGGUGUCCCUGUGCAACCCGUACUGCUUAGGUACCCCAACACCCUGGACACCGUGACCUGGACGUGGCAUGGGUUCUCGGGCUUCCAGGUAUGUAUGCUCACCCUGAGUCAGCCCUUCACUAGAAUGGAAGUUGAGUUCAUGCCUGUUUACAUCCCAAAUGAAGACGAAAAGAAAGACCCCAUCCUUUUUGCCAACACAGUCCGAAUCAACAUGGCAAACGCUUUGAAGCUGCCGGUAACGGAUCACAGUUUCGAAGAUUGCAAACUGAUGAUCUCUGCUGGUGCCCUUCGGCUACCCAUGGAAGCUGGCCUGGUGGAAUUCACAAAAAUCAGUCAGAAAUUGAAAUUAGAUUGGGACAACAUCCACACGCACUUGGACAAGUACGCUUCGGUUGCAGUCUCCUCCAAAGGAGGCAAGAUUGGGAUCGAAGAGUUCUCAAGAUACUUAAAACUCCCCAUUUCAGAGCCCCUGAGACAGCUUUUCUCCCUCUUUGAUAGGAAUCAGGACGGCACCAUAGACUUCCGAGAGUAUGUGAUAGGUCUAACCGUCCUGUGCAACCCAGCCAACACAGAGAAGAUUCUGCAAAUGUCAUUUAAGCUUUUUGAUCUCGACGAGGAUGGUUAUAUAACAGAACAGGAGCUGACAACCAUGCUCCGGGCAGCUUUCGGAGUGCCAGACCUAGAUGUCUCCACACUCUUCCAGCAGAUGGCUGGCAAGGAUUCAGCUCAGGUUUCCUACAGGACUUUUAGGAGGUUUGCCCUGAAGCAUCCAGCAUACGCCAAGCUAUUUCACUCAUACAUAGACCUCCAGGCGGCCUAUAUAUACUCAUUACCGGGAGAGGUAUAAAUGUUUCCCUAAUAUCGAGGUGUUCGAGGAGUCCUUGGAAACAGGGAAAGAACUUUUAGGUGGAAAUGACGAACUAAAUAAAGAUUAUCCUUUGAGGAAAA
Molecule: messenger RNA, 2145 nt
Organism: Rattus norvegicus (Norway rat)
Lineage: Eukaryota; Metazoa; Chordata; Mammalia; Rodentia; Muridae
Gene: Lpcat2b
Product: lysophosphatidylcholine acyltransferase 2b
Exons: 2
Coding region: 491-2044 (517 amino acids)
Biological process (GO): phospholipid metabolic process
Cellular component (GO): membrane
Molecular function (GO): acyltransferase activity, transferring groups other than amino-acyl groups; 1-acylglycerophosphocholine O-acyltransferase activity; acyltransferase activity
Source: RefSeq, marked provisional